This is a messenger RNA of Carassius gibelio (silver crucian carp), 1614 nucleotides long. Its product is annotated as retinol dehydrogenase 12. The transcript has 6 exons. The record is from RefSeq and is a predicted model, not a curated record. NCBI's taxonomy places the organism in Eukaryota, Metazoa, Chordata, Actinopteri, Cypriniformes, Cyprinidae. The coding region runs from base 197 to 1168 and encodes 323 amino acids.
CACCUUAGGCAACUUGACCUCCUGAUUUUCCUGACAAACUGUAGCUAUGUAGAAAGACUGCACUUGUGACUUGAAAAGAGUCUUGAGUUGUGCAAUUACAGAGGGCGCAGUCGUUCCAGAGUCACUCGGAUUAAGCUCGGCACAUUGUCUCUUUUAAGUAAACCGAGGAUUUUCACAGAGCCACGCAGACUUGAUAAUGAACUGGCAGUGGAGUGACAUAUAUUCCCAUCCGAUAUGGAUGGUUUCAGCGGCGAUUCUGGCCAUAAUUGUACGCGCGCAGCGGAAAGCAUCGUGGAACCCGCGCGCUUGUCCUGUUAAGUUAGAAGGCAAAACUGCGAUUGUGACUGGAGCCAACACGGGUAUUGGGAAGUUCAUUGCCCUGGACUUUGCCCGUCGUGGGGCACGGGUGAUCCUGGCGUGCCGGAGUGAGGCUCGUGGGACUGCAGCGCUGCAAGAAAUCAGAGAAAGUACUGGAAACCAGAACGUACAUCUGCGUCUGCUUGACACCUCGUCACUCGACUCUGUGCGGAAGUUUGCAGCAGAGAUCUUGGAGGAAGAGAAGGCAUUACAUAUCCUGGUCAAUAACGCAGGGGCCUCAGGCCUACCAGGUAAGAUCACUGCAGAUGGACUGGAAAUCACUUUUGCAACCAACCAUGUUGGGCCGUUUCUGCUCACCAGUUUGCUUUUAGACCUUUUGAAGAAAUCCGCUCCAGCUCGUAUAGUAAAUGUAUCGUCUAUGAAUCACUGGAAAGGUGAGGUAAACUUUGAUCAUUUCCGCGGUCACAAUCUAAAGCAUGUGAUGGAUGCUGCAUAUAACCACACCAAGCUGCACAACGUCAUCUGGACCAACGAGUCAGCACGCAGGCUUCAGGGCACAGGUGUGACUGCAAACUCUCUGCAUCCAGGUGUAGUUCUGACCGACGUAAUGAGAAAUUACAACUUCAUUAUCCGAUUCCUCUUUAACUUGGUUGGCUUUUUCUUCUUCAAAACUGCUGAAGAAGGGGCUUUCAGUACAAUAUACUGCGCAGUGUCUGAAGAAGCAGAAGGAAUAACAGGAAAAUACUUUGACAGUGACUGUUCCCUGGUCUUACCAGCACCUUCUGCCAGAGAUCCUGCUCUUGGGGAAAAGGAAUAUGAGUUUUGUGAGAGGCUGACUGCCAAACCUUAAAGAGACAGUUCAAUUCUUGAUUUAUUCACCCUCGUCCCAAACUUGUGAUUUAAAUCUUUGCAGCUCUAAAAACAGACCAAACUUGCAUAAAAGCUGUCCAUAUGACCGCUACAUUCCAAGUCUUUUGAAGAUUUAUGUGACGCCGACUGAGAUACAAUUUUGGCCAUUACUAAUUGUUUCAUAAGCUCCAUCAGUAACUGGUUGUUCUUACGCUGUUUUUUAGAGCAGAAAAUACUGUUCAAAACCUCUUCGAAUGAAGAACAAACCCAUUCUUUUCAUUAUUGCUCUUUUGUUGGACAACUUUUACAUAGAGUUCUGUUUUUGAUAUUGCCUUCUGAGAUGUAGUAGUUCUUUUCUCAAACUUAUCAAUAAGAAAAGAAUGAGGGCUGUUAUUUCAUAAGAUUAUUGUAUUUUUAAGCAAAUAAAUGCAGUCUUGGUGAGCAUAA